Molecule: messenger RNA, 2510 nt
Organism: Humulus lupulus (European hop)
Lineage: Eukaryota; Viridiplantae; Streptophyta; Magnoliopsida; Rosales; Cannabaceae
Product: protein MOR1-like
Exons: 8
Coding region: 1748-2278 (176 amino acids)
Biological process (GO): mitotic spindle organization; microtubule polymerization; establishment or maintenance of microtubule cytoskeleton polarity
Cellular component (GO): microtubule plus-end; centrosome; kinetochore
Molecular function (GO): microtubule plus end polymerase activity; microtubule plus-end binding
Source: RefSeq, a predicted model, not a curated record
UUAUAUAUGCUAUUCUAUAUAUAUAUAUGUCUAUAUUUAGUUAUGUAAAGGUGAGUAGUCAACUAUCUUAACAUUUAUAAAAAUUGAGAAUUCAUGAGGCUAUAGUACUAAUGCUGCUGUGCAUUCCAUUUGUAAUAAUUAUAAAUAAGUUGAAGGAAGAAAAUUAUUACAUAUUUUAGAUAAAAAAAAAAAGAAAAGAAACAGGAUAGAAGAAUAUGUUGACUGAUGCAUCUCCCUAUAGAACCAAAGCUUGAAAUAACAAAAUAAGAGUUCAUUCCUUUAGCACUCACAUUGAGUAUCACAUAUACACAUUUGAGUUCAUUUUGAGGUUUAGUAGCUAUUGUUACUUAUAUCUUUCAUUUAUUCACGUGGAACUCUAUUUUGGCUCUAUAUAUGUUGAUGGUAACAUAUUCUAUGUAUCUUUUUUCUAUUAUUUUUUUCCUCUUAAAUAAUUAAUUAUUUUGCUAUAGAUUUUAUGUUUUCUAGCAAUUAAUUGUUUAAAGGGUACUUCAUAGAUAUAGAGUAUCACAACUUAAUUAGUUCUAAUUAUCAUUUUUUUUACUUCUAAAGAAUAUUACAGAUGAUGCCAAAGAAGCAUGAGAUUGAGAAUUUGUGGAACCACAUUCUACAUAUCCUAUAUAUAAAUUUAAGCCCAGUCCAAUGCUGCUAAAUUACUCCUUUCCCCUUGUUGAAUCUAUUUAUAUACAUAGUGUAAUAUUCUUUUAAGAGUUUUUGACAUAUAGAGCACUCAAUUCUAAAGUUCACUCUUACAACAGUCUAGAGGAAUUCCAUUAGCUACUAACAUCAUGGAAUGUACUGUGGUCUUUCUAAAACUGUGUUGCUUUACUUCCUAAUUGGGUCGGGAAUCUUGUUGCUUGACUUCUUGUAAGUAGCUUAGCUAGCACCAUGUUUGUUUGUUGUCAAAUUAGUGGUGAUUUCUUAUAGUCUAGAAAGUUUAAAUAUCAUUGAAAAAUGACAUAUCUAAAGAUGUUGGAAGAUAAAUAAUAUUUUUCAAUGAUUAUAUGACAGAGCUUGGCACAAUUGCAACAUCUAGAGUUGGCACUAAGGCAACUGAUUUAUUUUAGCAUGUUUUCUAUGACAGGGUCUUUUACAUGUGCACUAAGGCAAUUGAUGCCUUUGGCACUCUCUCUCAUGAUUGAUUUUUAGUUAAUACUUCAUAAUUAAUAGUGUAUUCACUAAAUUCAUGUCAAGCUCUUUAUCAGAAGAAGUUCAAUAAAUCCCAAUUUUGUUAGAACAAGAUAUGUAUUGUAGAAAUAUAACACAAAUCCAAUCCAUUAAAAAGCUGAAUUUGCUUUCUCUUUUCAUGGACUUACUAAAUAAAAAUUGACAGGUUAUGGUGAUGGUAGUGUUUAUGUUUGGAGCAUUAGAAGUGGGAAAGAAGUAAUUUUAAAUCAUCUGUUAAGAAUUUACUAAUCUUGCAUCUAUAUAUACAUAUAUUUAUAUAUGUACUUAUUAUAUUUUUUUGUUUAAAUGCUAAUUUGACUUGUAUAUAUUUUACCAAUUAGACUAAAGUUUGUUGCAUGAUAAUUUUAGUAUUUCAUUUAUAAAUUCACUACAAAUUACACUUAUAAUUGGUUUGCUGACGUUAUGUUUUAGUUAAUUGUUUUAUAUUGAUUAGUUGUCAUUGUAUUUAUUGAUAUUCAGGUUGUUCUUCUAGAUUUUUCAAAGGUGAAUAGUAUACAACUUAUGCAUAAUAAAUUCAUGAACCAAUUACAGAUCGUUGAGCAUGGUCUGGGACAUCUGCCAUUUACAGAAAAACAGGUGGUCACUCCAACUGGUGCACAAGGACUAUGUGCCUAUCCUUAUGGAGUGCCUCAAUGAUGGGACUCCAGAUGUGAGGGAUGCAGCCUUUUCAGCUUUGGCAGCGAUAGCUAAGUUGGUUGGUAUGAGACCCUUGGAGCGGUCACUUGAGAAACUUGAUGAUGUUAGAAGAAAGAAGCUUUCUGAAAUGAUUUCAGGUUCUGAAGGUGGCACAUCCACCAAUACAAGCUCAGCUGUCCAAGCUUCUGGUGCAACCGCAUCCUCUCAUGAGGCAAGUAAAAAGCCUUGGAUCCAGUUGCUCCAGUUUUUUAAGUACUGCCUUGUAUCAGUAUCUAAUAUAUUAACUUCAACAUGCCAAAAUGAGAAUUUGAGAGCUUUCAUCAAGUUUGGUGAGGACUGCAUACUUUUCUGGGGUGUAAAUGAUCACAGUGAAAAUGGCGUUGAAAAAAAACUUCUGGGUUAUUUUUGUUCUACUCCUUUUAGGAUUUGCAGCUAAUUUGCACACUGCAAAACGUGCUCCUCAGCCUAGGUCUCGCCGGAUUCUCUUGGAUACAGAUGUUGAUACGAAUGCAUUUCACUAAUUUUUGUAUACAUUUCUUGUUUUGCAUUUAGUGAUAAAGGAAUCUGAAUUGGCAUAAAUUAUGUUGUAAUAUGAUUUCUUAAGCCUAGACUAGUAGACUAAAUAUUGUAAUUACAUUUGAGUAAUUAAUAAAAAUCUAUUUAUGUUA